Molecule: messenger RNA, 1351 nt
Organism: Cuscuta epithymum
Lineage: Eukaryota; Viridiplantae; Streptophyta; Magnoliopsida; Solanales; Convolvulaceae
Source: the annotation of a GenBank genome assembly
CCUUUGGAGAAUAAUCAAACUUGUUUUGAUACACAAUAUUUAGCUCAUCUUAUUAAAAUUAGAUUCACCAAAAUGGUCUUCAUCGUCCUACCCAUACAUUUGUUGUUGCUUCUUAUUGGAAGCUCUUCAGCUCAACAACUUUCACCACAGUUUUACUCAACUUCAUGUCCAAACCUUUUACCAACCGUGAAAACUGUGGUGCAGAAUGCAAUUACCAAAGAGGCUCGCAUGGGCGCCUCGAUCCUCCGACUCUUCUUUCACGACUGCUUUGUCAACGGAUGCGAUGGAUCACUUCUGCUUGAUGACAAUUCUACCUUCAUUGGAGAGAAAAAUGCGGCUCCGAACUUCCAGUCUGCUCGUGGGUUCAACGUCAUCGACGACAUCAAGACUGCCGUCGAGAUAGUAUGUCCCAAAACUGUGUCUUGUGCUGACAUUCUGGCAAUUGCUGCUCGUGACUCUACUUCCAUUCUUGGAGGGCCCAGUUGGAAUGUGAGCCUGGGUAGAAGAGAUGCCACGACAGCAAGCCAAGGUGCUGCCAACAAUAGCAUCCCUCAACCGACUUUUAACCUCACUGGCCUCGUUUCCAGCUUCUCUGCUGUUGGCCUCUCAACUAAGGACCUGGUUGUUUUAUCAGGUGCACACACUAUUGGGCAGGCAAGGUGCACCAACUUCAGGGCAAGAAUAUACAAUGAGAAAAAUGUGGACUCAGCCUUUGCCCAAAGCAGGAAAAGCAACUGCCCAAGUUCUAGUGGGUCAGGGGACAACAACUUGGCCCCACUUGAUCUCCAAACGCCAACAACAUUUGACAACAACUACUAUGGUAACCUGGUAAGCAAGAAGGGGCUUCUUCACUCUGAUCAGCAGCUCUUCAAUGGGGGUUCAACUGAUACUUCAGUCCAAGGAUACAGCUCAAACCCAAACUCAUUCCGGUCUGAUUUUGCCACAUCCAUGAUUAAGAUGGGUAACAUUUCGCCCCUCACUGGGAACAAAGGCGAGAUUAGGACCAACUGCAGGAGGGUGAACUAAUAAUGUAUACCCACAGGCACUCCUAAACUGCAACUUGUAGCAGUGAUAUUAUUGUUUUUGAAGAUUUCUGCUUAAUACGAGUAACUUUUUUUGCUCCAGCUUUUUUCCAAUUUUUUCGUAUCAAUCGAUUGAGUUGAGAAUGUAUUUUCACUUAAAUCAUGUGCAAGAUCUUCUAUGAAAAUCUCUAAUAAAAGUUCCUAUGUUUCUUCAAUUUUGUAAAGCAAAGCCGUUAUAAUCUGUGUACUGCAGAAUUAUACACUUAAUUCCAAUUCCUUAGCCUAUGUUUGGAAGAAGGAACCGAGCUCAAGGCUAUUAUACAUUAAUU